This is a messenger RNA of Plectropomus leopardus (leopard coralgrouper), 2382 nucleotides long. It is a transcript of the gene tm7sf2, whose product is annotated as transmembrane 7 superfamily member 2. The record is from RefSeq and is a predicted model, not a curated record. Gene Ontology annotation, cellular component: nuclear inner membrane; endoplasmic reticulum membrane. Gene Ontology annotation, biological process: cholesterol biosynthetic process. NCBI's taxonomy places the organism in Eukaryota, Metazoa, Chordata, Actinopteri, Perciformes, Serranidae. Gene Ontology annotation, molecular function: Delta14-sterol reductase activity.
CUGAUUCAUUUCUUCUUUAAUCAUUAUUGUUGUUAUUUUAUUAUGUUAUUGGCUAUAAUUAUAUAUAAAGUUUAAAAUCUAGUAGAGAUAGUUUUGCAAUGACAAGAAUAUCUGCAGCUGCAGUUUCACAGACGGGUUUUUAAAGUCGUGUAACUGAAAAAUUUAACAAGAUUGUAGUGUAAUUCAGGUGUAUUUCACAACAUCUUCCAGUCACUUCCUCUCUGUAGCGUGCUCCGUCUGUCGCCACCUGAUGCGCGCUUCUGAUUGGCUGAACCCUCUUUUCCCCACCCUCUUCUGAUGACCGCGACGGCCUCUGAUUGGCUGAGAGGCAGUUUCGUGCUGGUCAACGUGUGUCGGGGGCGUUUUCUCCUCUGCAGGCUGCUGGAUGGAUACAUCAGAGUAUCAUUACUUUCCCGUCUACACCUCCAUGCUUUUCACCGGAGACCAAUAAUGAGGCCAAGCAGUCAAACGCUCAAACACAGAUCGUCACAUGACACAGAGAGGGAGUUUGGAGGAACCCUGGGUGCCAUAUGCAUCCCCAUCUUCCUCCCGCUGACGGUGCUGUUCCUGAUCAGUGUGAGUCGAUCGCCGGAGGCCAGUGUGCUCCAGUGGCCCCCUCCCCUCCCCUCCACUGACCACUUAUGGGACCCUCUGGCUCUCGUGAUUCUGCUGGGCUGGAUCGCUCUGCACGCUCUCCUCUACGUGAUGCCAUUUGGAAAGGUGUCUGAAGGAUUAGUGCUGAGGGAUGGAACGCGUCUCAAGUAUCCCAUAAACGGUUUUCAUGGCCUGUGCAUCAGCGGUUUGCUGCUGCUGCUCUUGCUGGUGCUCGGGGCUCCUCUGGGGUAUCUGUUCGAGCUGCUGGUGCCUCUGGCAGUGUGUGCAAUCGCAGUGUCAUUCCUGCUCUCCGUUUACCUCUACGUCCGCUCCUUUUGGGUUCCUGCUCAUGCUCUCGCUUUGGGGGGCAACACAGGAAAUCCUCUGUAUGACUUCUUCAUCGGACGGGAGCUAAACCCCCGCGUCGGAAACUUUGACCUGAAAUAUUUCUGUGAGCUCAGACCGGGUCUGAUUGGCUGGGUGGUCAUAAACCUCGGCAUGCUGAUGAAGGAGGUGGAGCUUCGAGGUUCCCCCUCGCUCGCCAUGAUACUGGUCAACAGUUUCCAGCUGCUGUAUGUGGCCGACGCUCUGUGGAAUGAGGAAGCUGUUCUGACAACCAUGGACAUUGUUCAUGAUGGUUUUGGCUUCAUGCUGGUGUUCGGGGACCUGGCCUGGGUCCCCUUCACGUACGGCCUGCAGGCUGCCUUCCUCGUGGUUCACCCACAGACCCUCAGUUCACUGGGAGCAGCAGCUAUAAUAGCACUGAAUGGUAUUGGAUAUUAUAUUUUCAGAAAAUCAAACUCGCAGAAGAACCAGUUCAGACGAGACCCGACACAUCCCAGUGUUGCAAGACUGGAGACCAUCGCCACAGCAACGGGGAAGCGGCUGCUGGUGUCGGGCUGGUGGGGUCUCGUUCGUCAUCCAAAUUACCUCGGUGACCUCCUCAUGGCCCUGGCGUGGUCGCUGCCGUGUGGAUUCUCACAUCUCCUGCCUUACUUCUAUGUCAUUUAUUUCACCGUCUUGCUGAUUCACCGAGAGGACCGAGACGAGAGACAGUGUCGCGCCAAAUACGGGCUGGCGUGGGACACCUACUGCCGACGUGUCCCCUACAGGAUCUUCCCAUAUAUCUACUGAACAGGAAAGCAGACAGAUGGACCAAAACUGUCUCGCCACAUCCUCCAAACUUGGCAAUAACUCGAAAUUUAAAUCCAUUUUCAGUUAAACGGACCACGAAUAAUACGCGGUGCUGCUACUAGGAUUCUGCAGGGAGCUCACAGUUUUUAAUCAGCCUCGAUUCGUUAGGCUGCAGUCCAAUUACAAGAUGAUUUUCAAUGGAUCACUAUUUCUAAUUCAUUGCAUUUUGACUUUUAAAACCUUACAGGGGUCUGAUAGAGGAGCCACACGUCUCCAAAGCAUUCCAGCAUAAACGGCUAACAUCUGAAAACAGUGCUGGCCUUUUGUUUUUUCUUAUAAAAAUGACACAAGUUGUUGCAAAAGAAUAGAAGAAAAAAUAUUUCAACGAGAAAAUAUUCUAGAAACAUAACAAAUAAAAUGCAUUUCCAUAUAAACACCAGUGCCUUUUUUUAGAAUGAAAAGACUGGGUCACAGCAUUUUUAACAUGUUUUUUUUUUUAAGUUUUUACUACAACGUCUUCUUUUUUUUGUAAGUAUGUUGUUCUCUGUGAAAUACAAUUAAAAUAAAUAAAUACAAAACAGCACUUGAUCACGCAUCCUAGCUGCAUUUAUUAGACAGACAGCUAAUUGAAUCUCUUGGAGCACUGUAGGAUAC